Phasianus colchicus (ring-necked pheasant) is the source of this 4075-nucleotide messenger RNA. The record is from RefSeq and is a predicted model, not a curated record. Lineage: Eukaryota; Metazoa; Chordata; Aves; Galliformes; Phasianidae.
CGGGAAUGAAGGGGGGCGGUAACCAUGGCGACGCGCGGCCCGCGUGCGGGGCGACCCGGCACUCCGCGGUGGGAGGCUCGCGUCCAGCCCGAGGGGCCGUGUGUGCUUUGAGCCCGGUGCCUCUCGGGGCGCCGAGGCCGUGUCCCCUCCCCCGUCCCUUUUUCCUCUCGGCUCGGUCUGAAGGAAUCCCCACGGCUCCGCUCGUGGCUGUGGGAGGGGAGGAGAGGCCUCGCUGGGGCAGCGGCGGGAAGGCAGGCCUGCCGGAGCCGAUGCUGUCGUUCCUCUCGCGACGGUGCCACUGUAAUGACUUCCAGUUGGGCCCGGCGUGGUGGAUAUUAAAUCGUGGAUAUUAUGGGGAUUUGGAUAUUCUGCCAGACUACUGAAAACUAAUCAUUAUAGGCCAGCUGCAUCAAAUACAUCAUCUCCAGCAGUUUGGAUGCUAUUGGCACAGCGUUCUGGCAGAAUACCUGCACUCUUUGCAGUAGUUCAGAAGAGGAGAAUUUUCACAAUGCCUGAAACAGUGCAGGAUGACACAAACCCAGGACUGUAUUCGCCGCAUCCUGAAGUGCGUGGGAUGACGCUGCUCAACCGAGAGGCUUUUAAAAGGACACUCGUUGUUCCAGUUCUUAAAGUAAAGAAAGAAAUUGUCCAUACUUUGCUGAAGUCCCUAAAGCAGACGGUACUGCAGCGACCCGGACUGAAGCGAGUGGUUGAGGAUCCAGAAGAUGAAGACAGCAAACUUGUUAUAUUGGAUCCUCAUAAAGUACCAGAAUUCUCAUUGGGAGAGUCAGAGAAAGAGGUAUUAAAACAGCUUCACAUUAGUCCUGAGGUGUCCAAGUACAAUUUGGAGCUGACUUACAAGAAUUUCAAGUCAGAGGAGAUCCUACGAGCAGUCCUUCCUGAAGGCCAGGAUGUCACCUCUGGCUUUAGCCGUGUUGGUCACAUCGCUCACGUGAAUCUGAGAGACCAUCAGCUCCCUUACAGACAUUUGAUUGGCCAGGUUAUAGUUGACAAGAAUCCAGGAAUCACCUGUGUGGUGAAUAAAACCAAUAUUAUUGACAGCACAUACAGAAAUUUUCAAAUGGAAGUGCUUGCAGGAGAGAGCAACCUGGUAACCAAGGUCAAAGAAAAUAAUUUCACAUAUGAACUGGACUUUGCUAAAGUCUACUGGAACCCCCGUCUCUCCACAGAACACGGCCGUAUCGUUGAGCUUUUAAAGCCUGGUGAUGUCCUUUUUGAUGUCUUUGCUGGGAUUGGACCUUUUGCUAUUCCAGCAGCAAAGAAAAAGUGUGUUGUAUUUGCAAAUGAUCUCAAUCCAGAAUCCUACAACUGGCUGCUGCACAACUGCAAGCUGAACAAAGUAGACAACAAAAUAAAAGCAUUCAACAUGGAUGGCAGGGACUUCCUCCUGGGGCCAGUGAGAGAAGAGCUAAGGAAAGAGCUCACACUUGUAAAAGAGCAGAAAGCAGCUUUUCAUAUCGUCAUGAACUUGCCAGCUUUGGCUAUUGAAUUUCUGGAUGUUUUCAGGCAUCUCUUAGUUGGAGAGCCCUGCAGUACUGCUGUCCUCCCCACAGUGCACUGCUAUGGUUUCUCCAAACACGAAAACCCAACCAAAGACAUCCAGGAACGGGCUGAGGCUGCGCUGGGAGCCUCCCUAGAGGGACGCUGCUCUACUUACCUGGUUAGAAACGUUGCUCCAAAUAAGGAGAUGUUGUGUAUAACUUUCCAGAUCCCAGUGGACGUGCUGUACAAGAGGCCCUGCCCUGCUGGAGAAAAACCAGCCCCUAAGCGCCUGCGUACCUGCAAGGAUUCUACUGAAGAAGACAUACAGAGCUGAAAACCAGAGUUCUGGUAAUGACCUGAUUAGUUUGCAUAAGGUGUGCUUAGGUUACCUCUAGUCCUUCCCUUCAAUUGUGCACAGUGUGCUAUAACCUUCCUUUAUGAGCACUGCCUCCUGCAUUCAUUUUUUUUUCAAUUGUGGGAUCAAUUGCCAGAUUGAUACUGUUCUUCUUACUGCAAUAAAUAAAACUUCACUGUUUUUGUACAAAAAUGUAUUGUCAUACUCUGUUAUUUCACACCCUGUCAUGAUUCAGUGACACAGACUGGGACAGUUCUGUGCUGCAGUGUUACUUUAGUACAGUUUGCAGUGAGAACACCUUUGCGCAUGUUGUAGGACCAAGCAGGAUGAUUUGUGUAACCCCCUCAUUUACAGCACAGAUCAGGAUUCUCUUUGAUAAAUGGUCUUUAGGAAUAUUGGAUUACUCUUAGCAUUGGCACAGACAGCUCUACUGAAAGCAAGGCAGCCCUUCAGAGGCUGACCUAAGGUACAGAGAGGCAGCAGAAGCCACAUAUAGCUCCUGGGCUUUUGGAGUAAUAAAUGCUUUUUACCACUAGGAGAUUGAGUUGGGGUUAGGAGCUACUCUAAUGCCAUUUGCACACUUGUACACGUUUUGGUUAAAGCAGCAGACUGAAAACCAGUACGUAGCUGAUGGGUCCUCCUCUCAUUGUGAACCUUUCUCCUCUCUGUGCUUUCUCCAAGCUGUCCCCUACUUCUGAUGCAGCCUCUGGAUGAUCUCUGACUGGCUGCUAGUAUUCUGCAGGGAUUCAAUAAAGCAUUGCCCUUAAUUUCCUUUUCUUCCUUAUCCAAACUAUUGUUGGGCAACGUCAACCGCAGACAAUUUAUUUGGGCAGAGAACUCACGUCACGCUCUCGGUUUCGGAUACUUUCCUUCAGCCUAAGCUCACUCAUAGCAACACUUACCAGAUGUCCCUCAUCCUCCUCCCUGGAGCCCAUACCCUGAUGUCCUGGUGCUCACCAGCCUGCUCAGUGGCUCUGUUACAUUCCUUUUCCUCUGGCUAUACAGCCUGGUUACUGCUAGAUUGCUUUUAUCAAACUAGGGGGAAGAAAAACCAUGAUGACUCACUCAUGCUAUCUGAAAGCAGCUGUACAGAUUGCUUCCCCAGCCUGCCACUCCAGCCCCAGCAUUCCUCCACUGGCCUUAAAAUGGUAUCACAGUGACUUUAACCUAUUUGUCCUUUCUGUCAGUGUCAGUCACAUCAUAUCCUACCAGCCACGGCUCCUCUCAGAGCAGGAGCUGGACUCUUGCCUCCAGGCCACGAUGCUAUCUCUGCUGUCUGAUACAUUCUCUACCACCACAGCACGCUCUCCUCCAGCUUCUCUUUGCAUUUCUCACAAACAUUGCAAAGCUGCUGUUGUUUUUCAGAGCUCUCCAUAAACACCGUGAUGGUGAUAAGGGUGCUGACCAUCCUGGCACGACGCAGUCACCCACUGAGCUGAGCCAACUCCAUGACCUGUAACUGACAGAAUGCAGAGCCCUUUGUGUCUGUUACUUCACAAUCCCAGCUUGGGGCUUCUUGGCACUACUGCAGUGAGAGAAACAAGGGUUUGAUCACCUUUUUGCUGGCUACAUUACACUGAUUUUCAGUAUGUGACCAAAAUUUCCCUGUGCAGGGAGGGUUUUAGCGCUCAGCAGUUUUUUCACUUAAGGAUUAUAUGCUAUAGCAGAAUGAGCUUACAUGCAGGUGAAUGGAUUACAUUUAACUACACUUAAAAUUAGGGGUUUUUUUCAUGUUUGUGUGCAGCGACAACUUUUGCAUAUAAACCUUGCACAUUUAAAUAGCAAAAUUUAGCCAGCGUGCAGCCAAAUGGCAGAAGUACAUGGUACACAUCAGUACACAAGUGCAGUUCUGCAUUCAUUAGGUUAAGAAGCUGAGGCUGUACAGAUUGAAUGGAAACUGGAUCUUCAGUAGGGUGCAUCUCAGGUCCAGGCUUUACAGAUGAGAGGAAAGGAAGCAGAACCUCCAGGGACAGAAGGCUGAAAAGGCCAGACUACAAGAAGAGUACGAGUGGUUUCCAACACGCGCUGCACAGCUGAGGUCUGCAGCACCCGGCCCAAACGCUCCCUUCUCCAGGGCAGGCAGCACUCAGCAGGCUGUGCCUUUCUGCACCUCAGCGUUACCUGUUGACAGCACUUUGCACAGUACAACAGGACUUAAAGAGAAAAUGUUGGCACCUCCCUCCCCCGUCCUUAAUAAAGGAAGCACUGAGUCUGGAA